Messenger RNA from Amoebophrya sp. A120, 2856 nucleotides. The record is from the annotation of a GenBank genome assembly. NCBI's taxonomy places the organism in Eukaryota, Dinophyceae, Syndiniales, Amoebophryaceae.
AUGACGACGUCCUCGAGUACUGUCUUUGAGCCGCCACCGCGCACGCUCGGUGCGGGGCAAAUGGUGGUUUCGCCGAGUCGCCAGCUCGCAUUGUCGACCAUGGAUGAACAGCAGCAGCAGCAGAACUUGGAGCUCGCUGCUAUAGGUGGGGCCUAUAUUAACCAUUACGACGGAGCCGGAGAAGUAGGACCACAACAGAAGAAACCUUCUGUGGUUAUGCAGGUCGGGCAGAGUGCAGCAGUAGCAGCGUCGAGCUCCUCGUCCAGAGCUGCGCAACAUCAAGGUGAUUUCGCGGUGCAGCGUAUCACAGACGGGCAAACCAGAAUGAUGCGGGUAAGUGGUACAACCACGCCCAGCAGCUCGUCGUCCGCUAUUGGGAGGAAAAAUCCCUCCUCCCCGUAUCGAAACUAAGUUUCUGAUGCUGAAUUUGCGUACACAAAUCAGAUUUGUCUUGCAGAAAGUGCUUGGCGGAAUUUUCUGAGCCUGUUUGGGUCCGCAGAAGGCUAGCAAUCCCGCUUGGCAAACAGGUUUGCAGUAGCCGAAAGCGCAUGACAGACUUACUCUGGAAGGCGUUAAAUGGCUCGUCCUAUGACGCUAUAUGCAAGACAAAGAUGAUUUGUGACCACAAAUCUGCAUCACAAAUCUCCGUUUUGAUAUGGGGAGGGGGGAUGUUUCAUUUUGAUAUUUGCAGUACCGUCUUCACGGGAAGCGGUUUUUUCGGAUCACGGACAACAUCAGGUAUACGUUCUUGAUAUCCCGUGCAAAAGUAUCGUACUCGUAUAAAUGCAAGUCUUGCAUUACAAAUCUUGCUUUUCAGGUAAAUCCGCAUUACAAAUUUUAUUUCUCAUGCUGAGGAAAUUUGUAAUGCCUACUUUAUACGAGUACGGUACUGCAUACUGGAAAAUUUUUGAUGCGAUUCUUGUGGUGACACAACAGGUUUUCAUUUUUGCUAGAACAAGAUGAAGCCGACUCACCGCCACCAUGAACAAAUGAAAAACAUUUUAAGUACAUAUGCGAUACCACAUCCAACGAAAUCGAAAUGUAACUGAAUAAAGAACUAAGAAAUAAUCACAAGCUUCCGAUGUUGAACGCGGCAGCUUCGAGCAAGUACGCAGUGGGGGCGCAAGAUCGAGCGGCAACCGCAGAUAAUCUUCCGCCUCCGUACAACUUCCAACCGGGGUCCAGAAUGGUCCAAGAAAGCAGCGCCACCACGACCACUCUCCCCGGCGGUGCUGGUGCGACCAGUCCUGCGUCGUCCGGGACCGCGGCGCAAGAGCAGCGGCAAAUCUGGAUCGAGCACGCCCGCGUGGUGGCGGCGGGCACCAUUGUGUACUGUGGUUUCUUCGCGUUACUCUCGCUCAUCGUUGGGAUUUCGGACGACAGCGUGGCGCUGAUCGGGUUGGCAGUGGAGUUCUCCCUGGACGCGAUCACCAGUUUUUUGGUGCUCUGGCGGUUCAAGCGGGGCAAGCAGCGGAAUUUCACGUCGCAGUACGCCGAGGCCGAUUUCCAGGCGCAGCGCGACCGUUUACGGGAAAAAAAUUCCGGGAUCGGCAUUGGCAUCGUGUUUCUAACCUCCGUAUGAACUGCAAAAAUGUCUGGGUCUGGAAGAAUCCGAACUUGUGAUCCGCAUCUCAGAACACAGAAAAACCUGUCAUGCGUAGGUAGCAAAACCUGCUCGCUUUCUGUCACCAAAAUGGGGGAUUUGUCAUGCGGAUUCGGCAUUGCGGAAGCUUCUCGAAAACUGUGAUGCUAGAGCUUCCAUUCCAGACCUUCUGUGUCAUGCAAAAUCAGCAUGAGUCUUCCAGACCCAGACACUUUUGCAGUUGAUACUCCGCCCUGUUCCUGUUCUGCAUGGCGAUCUGGAAACUGGCCAGCUGGGACAACCGCGGCACGCACGGGGACGCAAACCGGUCCACUUCGUUUUAUGCAUAAUUGCAAAUAUGUCUGGGUCUGGAAGACCACCGAUUUCUCAUGCUAGUCUGGCAUGACAGGGAGCUCUGUAUUGCGCGACCGCGAACGCCUUGUCUUGUUUGUCAUGAGAAAAUGCUGUUUCUCAUGCGGAAUACGCAACACAGAAUCACGAAAGAGUCUGUGAUGCUUGGCGUUGCAUUACAGUGUACUAUACUAUUCGCUGACAUGCAUCACAAGUUUCCAGACCCACACAUAUUUGCACUUAAAACGUUUUACUCGGAGGCCAUCGCUUGGCCGUGUGCGAUCGUGUUCAGCGUCUUAGCCGCGGUCAAAAGGCAGCUGGCGCUGGAUUUGGGCAGCAGCGUACUGUAUGAAGGUACCGCUUACAUUCAUAGGAAUUUUCAUGUCAUGCUAGGAAUUCAUCUUUGCAUCUUGAUUUGAUUCGCAUGUUGACCACCUCGUCGGUCCCGCUCGCUGUCUCACAUGGUUGGGUCCUCCAUAACUGCUACGCGUGCGUAUUGGCUGCUUGCUUUAACUACACAGAAUAAACCACUACUACAGACGCCUUGAGCAGUUUCCUCGGCGCCGUACUGUCCGGGGUCGUGAUAGUCGCCGGGUUCCUGGAGCGCCUCCACGUGCCGGGCGCCUGGCGCGCGGACGCCAUCGCGGGUUUCUUCAUUGCCGCGGCCCUGGGCUACGAGGGACAAAGGGCACUGCGCGCGAACUUGGACGGGAGUGGCGAUGAACAGCACCAAAUGAUGCAGGAGCUACCUUAAAGAUGGAAGGAGAAGUCAUGCGCAGGAACGACUCUAAGUUCAACACUGUAUCAUGGUAUCAACCGUGACUCCACGCACCUCCUUCUCGGUUCUGAAUAUGCGGAAGAACAACUUUCUUCGAACGCUCAAUCGAUGACUGCGGGUAAAGCUAAAUGCGCACGACUUUUAU